AUGGUACAUGGAUGUCAGCAACUUGGAGAUAAAGUUGAAAUUGAGUUCCAAGCGUUUCGUCUGCAACAGUUCGAACUAAGUGGCAACGUUAUAGGGAGCAAGAAUUUCCGAUUUCAAUACGAGGCUGUCUCUUUGAAUUCGAGUGCGCUGAGGAGAUGCAUAGUAACCUCAUGGCGAGAGUUGAUUGGCCACAAUGUUGACGAACUGCUGGCAAACAGUAUCGGCGCGGUGCUCAUUAUUAUACCAUCAGAUUUGGAUGCACUUUCGCCAACUGACAAGACGCUCUUUACGAAUUUGGAACGCAAACUAGCCACAGCACGCACUGAUCUGGCCGUUUACGUGUGCCAUUCAUCGCCUGAGGCCAACGCCAUUCUAAGCGAUGUCCAGUCAUCUUCUGGCGUUAAAAAUUUGGCAGUCCAGCAACUUAUGAGUUCUAUUGCUGCGAAUACUUUCCAGUUCACAUCAGCAGGGUCACCAUCAAUGAAUGCUCUGACUUACAAGCCCAACAAUAUCAUUGGCAUUGCUGUAGGAGCGGACUCGAAUGGGAGCGGUGUAGUAGUUUUGCUGGAACUACUUGCUAUAUUCCGGAAGUUUUAUGAAAAGGCUUCUACCAGGCCCUCAUUCAAUCUAGUUUUCGUAUGGACGGCUGCGGGGAAAUACAACUACCAGGGAACGAGGCAAUUUAUCGAAGAUUUACAGAGUGAUAAUUCAGAGGACAAUCAUCUAGAACUAGCCAUCUGUGUAGAAGCACUUGGUGGAACGGGUCCACUAUACAUGCAUGCGUCAAAACAGCCUGCAGAGGGAUCUGCUGCUGAUCGUCUUUUACGUCGUCUUCGUCUCGCAGCGCCAAAUCAUAUCGUAGAACUAGUCACAAAGAAGAUAAGUGUGAACCAACCGUCAUCAUGGGAGCACGAAAAAUUCAACAUAAAGCGCUUACCAGCUGUCACAUUGUCUCGUUUGUCUGCUCACGAUGAUCCAAUUAGGAAAUCGAUGUUAGAUACCGUCGGACAACUGAGCAUGGAAUCAUUGGAACAAAACAUUCGUACGAUUGCCGAGGCUGUACUUGGACACAUGCUGUCUUUGCCCGAAACUGGUUACUCUUCUGAUCCGCGUGUCUCAGCUGAUACAUCACUGUUAUCACGAGAUGCCGUUGAUCGACAGAGAUUGGCCCAUUCGAUUCGACUUUUCGGGUCUCGACCACGACCAGUUGCUGAUGAGGCCGCGACGGUUGCAUGUGCGGCAAAUUUAGCAGUAGCUGUAGGAAACUACGCCAAGGUCACAGUAUCAUCCGUCUCAAUGCAUGAAGUACAGAUUUGGCCUGGAACGUCAGAUCGCUUGAUGGCAGAGCGUGUCAAACCAGCUGUUUUUGAUCUCAUCAUCGCUGGUGGUGUAUUCUCUUACCUCGUCGUAUUUUAUUAUAUGAUCAACAAAGCCCAGAGUACGCUCGAAAUUGCUAUGCUCAAAUUACGGAAACGACUAUAA
Messenger RNA from Angiostrongylus costaricensis, 1482 nucleotides. The record is from the annotation of a GenBank genome assembly. Lineage: Eukaryota; Metazoa; Nematoda; Chromadorea; Rhabditida; Metastrongylidae.